This is a messenger RNA of Nicotiana tabacum (common tobacco), 1036 nucleotides long. The record is from RefSeq and is a predicted model, not a curated record. Lineage: Eukaryota; Viridiplantae; Streptophyta; Magnoliopsida; Solanales; Solanaceae.
AAUCAAUGUGUCUUCGUAACAAUUUUGACAGGAUAUAUUACGAUUUCAUGCUGUUUAUUGGCCAGCGAUGUUAAUGUCAGCAGGUAUUGGCCUUCCUAAGAUGGUAUUUGGCCAUGGAUUCUUGACCAAGGAUGGCAUGAAGAUGGGUAAGUCACUGGGAAAUACACUUGAACCAACAGACUUGGUUCAGAGGUUUGGACCUGAUGCGGUGAGGUACUUUUUCCUCAGGGAGGUAGAAUUUGGUAAUGAUGGUGACUACUCAGAGGAACGGUUCAUCAACGUCAUAAACGCACAUUUAGCUAAUGCAAUUGGUAAUCUUCUAAACCGCACACUCGGACUACUGAAAAAGAACUGCCAAUCAACUCUGGCGGUUGAUUCAUAUGUUGCGGCUGAAGGAAACAAAUUCAAGGCUACGGUGGAAAAACUGGUAGAGAAGGCACGCGUGCACUAUGAAAAUUUGGAGUUAUCAGCAGCUUGUGAGACUGUGCUGGAGAUUGGUAAUGCUGGAAAUUCGUACAUUGAUGAACAAGCACCGUGGUCUCUUUUCAAGAAAGGGGAGACAGCCUUUGAAACUGCAGCAAAGGAUCUUGUGAUUAUAUUGGAAGCAAUGAGAAUCAUAGCAAUCGCGCUAUCCCCAGUAACGCCAGGCUUAAGCUUGAGGAUAUAUUCACAACUUGGCUACACUGAGGACCAAUUCAAUGCUGUUAACUGGAGUGAUACCAAAUGGGGCGGGCUGAAAGCUGGUCAGGUAAUGGCACAGCCAACACCUAUCUUUGCCAGAAUAGAAGAUGCAACUGAAGCAGAGACCAAAGGUGCAGCAACUAAGAAAGUUAAAAAAGAGAAGGUGCCAAAAAGUAAGAGUCCUGUGGAAGCUUAGAACUCUUUUUCAUUGUAGUCCUUCUAAUGCCUUUUUACUUCCUCUCUGAAAUGUAAGACGAAGAUUCUUUACCGACCAAUAGGUAUCUAGUGAUAUUCAUUUACAUAAUUAAUUCUUUUUGAUGAAGAAUAUAAUCAUUUACAUAAAUAUAUUGUGUGA